Diversispora eburnea is the source of this 3366-nucleotide messenger RNA. Lineage: Eukaryota; Fungi; Glomeromycota; Glomeromycetes; Diversisporales; Diversisporaceae. The record is from the annotation of a GenBank genome assembly.
AUGUCGGUAAAAUCAAAAACAGAAAUUCAAACAAGCCGAACUCCAGAAUCGGGUUUGAAAAUCAUAACAAGGAGAAAUUCUAGCGCUUUAGAAGAAUCUUUAAAAACUUAUAAACUUUUGGAUGUACUUCGAUCAGGAAAUACUACUGCUUUGAGUAACAUAUUAUCAACCUAUCAACAAUUCAGUCCUCCAUCACCUUCCUCAAUGUCAAUAUCUGGUACCUUCCAUGUUCCAUCUACCUCAUCUACUUCAUCUACAUCUCCCAGUUCAUCAAUAUCAUCUAUUUCACUAUUAUCAUUGGCCGUUCAAUGUGCCACUUUGUCAACAAUUGAAUUUAUUUUGAACAAUUUUAUGAACAAGAUUAAUAUAAAUCAUCAAGAUCAUCAAGGGAAUACGGCAUUACAUUGUGCAGCACGGAUCGGGAGAGUAGAUGUUUGCAAAUUGUUAUUAAAACAGAAAAAUAUUAAUGAUACUAUCCCGAAUAAUGAGAGUAAACAGGCAAUAGAUGUUGCAGAGAAUGCAGAGAUCGCGACUCUUUUGGAUGAAAACCGUGCACGAUAUGUCGAUGAAAUCACCAGUCUUUUUGGAAAAUAUUUGUCCAGCUCAAACUAUGAUGGCAUUCGAGUAUUAUUCCAAGAUCCUCGAGCAUCUGCAUUAAUCGAUAUAAAUUUUCAAGAUUCCACGGGAUCAACGUUAUUACACGAUGCUGCCCGGAAAAAAGAUUACGAAAUGGUAACGUUUUGUUUGGAACAUGGAGCAGAUAUUUCGAUAAAAGAUCGGAAAAGAAAAGUUGCGGCAGAUGUUACAAAAGAUGAGAAUAUUAAAACUUUACUUAAAAAAGCCACAGCAAUCUCAAGUUCGUCAAUAUCAUCACCAUUAAAUCAACCGCUAAAACUAAAAGGCUACUUGUUAAAGUGGACAAAUUACGCAAGUGGAUACAAAAGUAGAUGGUUUGUACUUGAGAAUGGAAUACUUUCAUAUUUCAAAAAUCAAGAUGAUGCUGGGAAUUCAUGUCGUGGAUCUAUAAAUAUGAUUAACUCUCAUACUACAAUUUCUAUUGAUAAAUCUGAUGCACAACGAUUUUCAAUCAUUGGAAAAGGGGGAGUAAGAUAUCAUUUACGUGCUGCAUAUCCAAACGAAGCUAAGAGAUGGAUAACAGCUCUCACUCACUCCACCAUAAAGUUUGACAAGGAUCAAAAAAAUAUUCGAUUGGGUACUGCUGAUGAUGUCGGUAACGAAGAAACUGUUCGACAAGGAAAAAGUAAACAUAAAUCAAAUGCACACACUGAAUAUAAUCAAAACUCAGAAUUAAUUAAUGAAGAUUUUGGUGAUCAUACUAUAUCACCAUCAGAUACUUCAAUAGAAGCAGAGGGAUCUUCACAAGAGGAUAGUUUUCAAAUGGUAAUAAGUAAUACACGAGUACAAUUAGAUUUGCAAAACCAGCUUUUACACUCAUUACUAUCAAUAGUACCCAAACCACCAUUACCGGAUUCAAAAGAGUCUAUGUUAAUUGAAACUUUUUCUAAAUCACUGUCUUCGCUUCAUUCCCUUAUCGAAGAUGUAGUCAGGAUGUCUAAUGCGCAAGAAGUAUAUUGGAAAAAUAAAUUAAAGAAAGAAUUGGAGAUUAAACAAAGUUUAGAAACUAUUCUAUGUGAAUUAGGAUCAAAUCAGGCAGAGAUGGAAGAAGUGAUUCAACAUAAUGUUAUGGAAGAAAAGAUUCUAAAAAAACAAUUGAAAGCUGCUGUAGCUGAAAUAUCACCAACGAGUCCAUUAUUACGAAAAUCGGAUGAUUAUACAUCGGUUAUUAUUCAUGACAAAAGUGUUACAGAAUUGAAUACUAUUUCAUCUAUGACAUCAACUUUGGCAGAUGAAUAUGAUUCUGAUGAAUUUUAUGAUGCGAUUGAUGGUAGAGAAACUCAAGAUGAUUUAAUCAAUAAUUCAAAUGUAUCAGACGAAGAAGCGCCAUACAUAGUAAACUCAUAUGAUGGUUAUCCAAAGGUAUUUAGAAAACAACUACCGAUUGAUUCAAAAUCUUCACGUCCCGAGGUUUCACUCUGGUCUAUAUUGAAGAACUCGAUAGGCAAGGAUUUAAGUAAGAUCACAUUACCUGUCUAUUUCAAUGAACCAACUUCCAUGUUACAAAGAAUGGCUGAGGAUAUGGAAUAUAGUGAGUUGUUGGAUAAUGCGGCACGACAGAGAGGAAGCACGGAGAGAAUAUUAUAUGUGGCAGCGUUUGCGAUGAGUAAUUAUUCAAGCACGGUGGGGCGGAUUGCAAAACCUUUUAAUCCGUUACUGGGAGAAACGUAUGAAUACGUGAGACCGGAUAAAGCUUUCCGAUACGUGUCUGAACAAGUUUUGCAUCAUCCCCCUGUAAGUGCUUGUUAUGGUGAAUCACCGAAUUACAAUUUUUUCGCAGAGGUAGAUGUCAAAUCAAAAUUCUGGGGAAAGUCAUUUGAAAUUUUACCACAAGGGGUUUCACAUGUUAAUCUCAAAGUUCCUAAAGAUAAAUGGCCAAAUGGAAUUGAAGGGUCACCUGAAGAUUUUCCAGCACGAGGAAAUCCAAAUGCAUUUUCCGAACAUUAUUCAUGGAAAAAGGUGACCACCUGUGUAUAUAAUUUGAUAGUUGGUACCCCAUGGAUAGAUCAUUAUGGAGAUAUGAUAAUUGUAAAUCAUUUGACAGGGGAUAAAUGUGUUUUGACAUUUAAAGCUCGAGGAUGGAGAGGUAAAGAUGCAUUUGAAAUUCGUGGGUACGUUAAAGAUUCAAAUGAUAAAGAGAUCUGGGAAAUUGCAGGAAGAUGGAAUGAACGUCUAGUGGCAAGACGUUGUGGAACAAGUUUAUCAUCACAGGAAGAAGAUCUUGGCAGUGAUACAGCAGCACAGAGUGCUACAUUGACCAAUGAUGAUGUCCUACCAUCACCUUCAAUUCACACUGUUCAUAAUGCAAAUCGAAGACCAAUAUAUUUAUUGUGGAAACGAAAGCCAUUACCCGAAGAACCAUUACCAUUUAACCUUACACCAUUUGCCAUAACACUCAACGAUUUAUCAGAUUCAUUAGAGAAAUGGGUCGCACCCACAGAUAGUCGAUUAAGACCUGAUCAAAGGGCCCUGGAAAAUGGAUCAUACGAUCUUGCCAGUUCCGAAAAAAUAAGAUUAGAAGAGAAACAACGAGAAAAACGAAAAAAUCGUGAACAAGGUUUGAAUGGUAAUCAUGUACCACGAUGGUUCAAACGAGAUAUUGAGCCGGAUACAGGAGAAAAAUAUUGGAUGUUUAAUCAUGAAUAUUGGCUUGAACGGGAGAGAGUUGGCAAAGAAAAAAUACAAGAGACUGGUGAAGGAAAAUGGGAUAUUGAAGAUCAUAUUUUUUAA